CCAAACAAAGCUCCCGGCAACUUUCUCCCUCGCAGCGCCCCGCCCGCCCGCGGCUCCCCAGCCCCAGGCCGGGAGGCCCAGAUGGGGGAACCCCGGGCUGGGGCCGCCCUGGACGAUGGCAGCGGCUGGACGGGCAGUGAGGAAGGCAGUGAGGAGGGUACCCGGCGGCAGUGAGGGGGCUGGGGGUGACGGGGGCCCGGAUGCAGAGGGGGUGUGGAGCCCAGACAUUGAGCAGAGCUUCCAGGAGGCCCUGGCCAUCUAUCCACCCUGCGGCCGCCGGAAAAUUAUUUUGUCCGAUGAAGGCAAGAUGUAUGGUCGGAAUGAACUGAUCGCCCGCUACAUCAAGCUGAGAACAGGGAAGACCCGAACUCGAAAACAGGUUUCUAGUCACAUCCAAGUUUUGGCCCGAAGGAAAUCGAGGGAAAUCCAGUCCAAGUUGAAGGCCCUGAAUGUGGACCAGGUUUCCAAAGACAAGGCUUUCCAGACAAUGGCUACCAUGUCCUCUGCCCAGCUCAUCUCCGCGCCUUCCCUGCAGGCCAAACUGGGUCCCACCGGUCCUCAGGCCUCUGAGCUUUUCCAGUUUUGGUCUGGGGGAUCUGGGCCCCCCUGGAAUGUUCCAGAUGUGAAGCCAUUCUCACAGACACCGUUCUCCUUGUCACUGACUCCCCCAUCUACUGACCUCCCAGGUAAGAGCCUGCGCUCCACCCUCCCUCAUCUCCCCUCUCUCUCUUCGACCCCUGCUGCCUUUUCUUCAACCUUCCAUCAAUUGAGGGAUACAUUGUGGUGUUUUUUUUUUUUUUUGAGAUGAAGUCUCGCUCU
Messenger RNA from Macaca mulatta (Rhesus monkey), 819 nucleotides. NCBI's taxonomy places the organism in Eukaryota, Metazoa, Chordata, Mammalia, Primates, Cercopithecidae. The record is from RefSeq and is a predicted model, not a curated record.